Messenger RNA from Salarias fasciatus (jewelled blenny), 5542 nucleotides. RefSeq names its product tripartite motif-containing protein 16-like. Gene Ontology annotation, molecular function: zinc ion binding; protein binding. The transcript has 2 exons. Lineage: Eukaryota; Metazoa; Chordata; Actinopteri; Blenniiformes; Blenniidae. The coding region runs from base 216 to 1859 and encodes 547 amino acids. The record is from RefSeq and is a predicted model, not a curated record.
GGGAAAGAGAGGCUGGACGUCUGCUCAGGAUUUCUACUGCUAUCUCACAGCUGAGGGAUCACUGACGUCUGUGAGCUGCAGGGGGCAGCAGCUCACCAGCAGAACCAGGGCAGACCCGCGUUCACAGGAGCAGGAAACCAGAGGAGGGUUGGGCUUCAAACCUGCUGAGCAGGAAGAGAAACUCUUCAAACACUGGCUGUUGUUUAGAGGAGGAAAUGGCUCAGGGAGGAGCUCAGCUGGAUCCACGAAAGUUCUCUUGUUCCAUCUGUCUGGAUCUCAUGGAGGAUCCAGUGACGGUUCCCUGUGGACACAGCUACUGCAGCAACUGUAUUCAAAGACACUGGGAUGAAGAGCAAAACAAGGGACUCUACAGCUGUCCUCUGUGUGGGGACAAGUCCUGGAGGAGGCCUGACUUGAAGAAAAACAUCGUGUUAGCAGAGUUGGUGGAGGAUCUGAAGAAGUCUGGACUCCAAGCUGCUGCAGCUGAUCUCUGCUUUGCUGGAUCUGAAGAUGUGGCCUGUGAUGUUUGCUCUGGGAGGAAGCUGAAAGCCGUCAAGUCCUGUCUGGUCUGUGUGGCCUCUUACUGUGAGGAACACCUCCAACGCCAUAAUGAAGUAGUUCCAAUGAAGAAACACCAGCUGGUGGAGCCCUCCAAGAAUCUCCAGGAGACAGUCUGCUCUCUUCACGAUGAGGUGAAGAAUAUUUUCUGUCGCACUGAUCAGCAGUGUAUCUGUUACCUCUGCGCCAUGGACCAACACAGAGGCCAUGAAACAGUCCCAGCUGCAGCAGAAAGGAGGCAGAAGCAGAAGGAGCUGGAGGGGAGUCGACUAAACAUCCAGCAGAGAAUCCAGGAGCGAGAGGAAGACGUGAAGCUGCUUCAGCAGCAGAUGUUUGCCAUCAAUGUCUCUGCUGAUGAAGCAGUGGAGCACAGCGAGGAGAGCUUCACCCAGAUGAUCCGUCUCCUCCAGAACAGAAGCCUUGAGGUGAAGCGGCAGCUCAGAUCCCAGCAGCAAACUGCAGUGAGUGGACUCAAAGAGCUUGAGGAGAAGCUGCAGCAGGAGAUCGCUGAGCUGAAGAGGAAAGACGUCCAACUGGAGCAGCUGGCACACACAGAGGACCACACCCAGUUUCUCCACAGCUACACCUCAGUGUCAGCACUCAGUGAGCCCACACACUCCUCCAGCAUCCAGACUGCUCCUCUCAGACACUUUGAGGAUGUGGCAGCAGCUGUGUCAGAGAGCAGAGACAAACUACAGAACAUCCUGAGAGAGACUGAAGAGGAGCUGCUACUGCUACAACCACAGCCAGAGAGCAGAGCAGACUUCUUACAAUAUUCACAGCAGAUUACUCUGGAUCCAAACUCUGUCAACUUAAAGCUGAAAUUAUCUGAUGGAGACAGAAAAGUAACUUAUACAAAGGAAGUUCAGCCUUAUUCUGAUCAUCCAGACAGAUUCACUGGAUAUUCUCAGGUUGUGAGCAGAGAGAGUCUUACUGAACAUAGUUACUGGGAGGUGGAGAGGAGAGGAGGAGCUACUGUAGCAGUCACAUACAAGAACAUCAGCAGGGUAGGGAUUGGAAAUGAAUGUGGAUUUGGACGUAAUGACAAAUCUUGGGCUUUACUCUGUGGCUUUAACAGUUUUAAUUUUUAUCACAACAACAUCCAAACUCCCAUCUCAGGUCCUCAGUCCUCCAGAGUGGGAGUGUACCUGGAUUACAGAGCAGGUAUUCUGUCUUUCUACAGCAUCUCUGAAACCAUGACUCUCCUCCACAGAGUCCAGACCACCUUCACUCAGCCGCUACAUGCUGGAGUUCAUCUUUAUUAUCCUGGAGACUCAGUAGAGUUGUUGAAACCUGAGUAGAGGACUCCAUCAGAUCUCCUUGUGUGGUUUUCUAAAGGAUCCUCCACAUUUUCUGAGCUGAGACGAUGAGAUUUCUGAAAGGAAGAAGAUUUCAAACCAACAGAUGGUCGGCCGUCUUCUCAGAGACUUUCUACCAAGAUGGUGCUGGUGUUUAUGGCUUGCCGUCUGCUGCUCUCAGUUUUGUUUUUAGUGUUGUUAUUGCUUUGCACUUUACAGAGCGAGUCUCUGAUGGUGUAUGAUCGCCAGUUUAUCCUCGAUCUCCGGUAUAAAGUGAGAGAUCUCACUGCAUGUGACUACAGUGGGCAUAAAACCUUAAUUCCGUACCUCUCAGGCAUCCGGGCUCACUUGUACCGGGCCUCUUCCUUCACGGCGAAAGCGUCCCCGCCGUCGCGGUAAACGCAGCGGUCGGCUGGUGAAGUUAAAGUUCUGCCUGGCAUGGCGUUUGUCCUUCUCCCGGACCGGACAUGGAUUACCCUGCUCCUUCGCUGUGCCCCAGCGCUUCCAGGACCCCAUCAAUGACUCCUUGGUCCCCGUUGCCUGUCUGGAUGAUGGUCUGAGGACGCUGCACCAGGCCCCCGCCAGACCACGGGCACCGUCUCCCGUCAGGAUUGGCCUGGUGAACGCCAGGUCCCUGAACAACAAAACCUUCAUCCUGAGGGAUUUCUUCAGUGCCCAUGUUCUGGAUUUCCUCUGCCUGACGGAGACCUGGAUCGGCUGGGGUGAGCGCGGUGCAUUUAACGAGCUCGUACCAGCUGGCUGCUCCUUCUUCAGCUCUCCCAGGACAUCGGGCUGUAGAGGUGGGAUGGCGACUGUUUUAAAGAAUGACUUUCACUGCAAGCAGUGCACUCCUUCGUCCUGCUUCUCCACCUUCAAACUAAUUUAAUUUGAGGUGGGUCGCUAUGACCCGGUGCUGGUCACAGUCAUAUACAGAUGGCCCAAAUACAACAAGGACUUCAUCAGUGGAUUCACUGACUUCCUGGCGGGGAUCAUGCCCAGAUAUGAUUGCAUCCUUAUUGUUCGGGACUUCAACAUCCAUGUAUGCUGCCCUGAUAAACCUCUAAUUAAGGACUUUUUAACACUCAUUGACUCUCUCAGUCUGGUUCAGUGUGUGUCUGGUCCCCCACAUGAACGAGGACACACUAGAUCUUGUUCUCUGCCGUGGUUUUUCUGUUACAAAUCUGAAGAUAUGUGACAAUGUGUUCUCUGACCAUCUAGCUGCCUGUGGUAUUUGAAGUUAGGUUGUUCUGUGCACCAGUUAAAACCUGCGUUCCUGCUCAGCGCUGUUGGACUUUUAACCCUUCCACCGCUGUUCUUUUCUCUGCUGCCUUCAACCAGCUCUGUGCGCCCCCUGAACUAACAGGUCCAGAGGAGCUCAGCUCAUGGUUUCACUCCUCCUGCCAAACAGUCCUGGACUCUGUGGCUCCAUUAAAAACCAGGCAGCCUAAAGCCAAACCUCAGCCCUGGUUAAGUGAGAGAACUCGGGCAGCUCGGAGGGAGUGUCGCAGAGCUGAGGUGGAAGAAGGACAAGCUGCACGUUUCUUUCCAAAUUUUAAAAGACUGCUGGCACAGAUAUGAGAACACUGUUAAAGAUGAUAAGACAGAGUACUUGUCAAACAUUAUUCUGGAGAACCGCCAUGACCCACAUGUCCUGUACAGAACCAUAGACUCUGCUCUUAAUGCCCCACAGCCUGUCUGCUUAAAACCAAUGUCUGAAACCAGCGAGAACAUCCUUAGUUUUUCAUCAAUAAGGUUGUUUCCACCAGGGCCGUGACUUUGACGCCUGAACAAGAUCCCUCUGACACUGUUCACUGCUCUGGUAUAUUUGAUGAGUUUGAGCAGUGACUUUAUCAUCCUUACAGGAUCUGGUUGCCCACAUUAAGCCCUCAGGUUCCCCCCGAGAUGCCGUUCUCCCACAUCUCUUUAAAGACAUUUUCCCUGCAUUGUCCAUCUUGUCCUUGCUAUCAUUAACAGCAGUCUGUCCUCUGGUGUUGCCCCUGUACAUUUUAAACAUGCAGUGGUACAGCCCCUUCUAAAGAAACCUGGCCUGGAGCAGGCUUUCCUGGCUAAUUUUCGGCCUAUCUCAAAGCUGCACUUUAUUUCAAAAAUCCUGGAGAAGGUUGUCUAUCUGCAGCUGAAAAACCACCUGGACAAUCAGAACAUCCUGGAGGUCUUCCAGUCUGGUUUUAAACCCCUGCACAGCACCGAGUCAGCUCUACUGAGAGUUUUUAAUGACAUCCUCAUCGUAAAUCACUCUGGUGACUAUGUGGUUCUGGUUCUGCUGGACCUGACUUGCUGAAUUUAACACUGCCUGCUGGCGAGCCGCGACGCUGCGUUUUCCCGCACCGAUGGUGUCCCACAUUGAUGACAUCAUCAGCGCGACAGAGCACAACGAAAGUAAACAAUGCAGCAGAACACAGUCCCUGUUACCUGUAGACAAAUCUCCUAAGUUCCCCUCCCACUAAAAUGCUGGGACAAAGUAACCCGGUAAAUUACCGGGUCGAUUGCAGGGUCGAACGACCCGGGAUUUCAACCCGGUAAUACGCUUUCCCACUGCCAUGAGGAGGUGAUAGUUAGCGGGUUUUAACAGGUUUUUUGGCCAGUGGGAAAGGGGUAUAAUUGCUACCACUUGGGUCCAUCCUGAGAAAGCACGGCAUCUCCUUUCAUUGUUAUGCGGACACCAGUUAUACAUCCCAUUUGAAAAGAAAUAAGCCUUCUCAUUAGCGUGAUUGUCUUUGGUCCCAGUGACUCCUGUGAACCUCCACCUGACUUGGGCCCCUUGACUCCACAUGUGAAGGCGACUGUUUUAAAUCCGGGUUUUAAAAUAGACAGUGAUUUUAAACUAGAUUCACAGAUCAGUGCAGUGGUUCAGUCCAGAUUCUUCCACCUCAGGUACCAUUCUUGCACGUGAGCACUUUCAGACAGUAAUCCAUGACUUUAUUACAUCUGGGCUGGAUUACUGUAAUGCACUUCAUGUUGGAGUCAGCCAGUCGUCCCUCGCUCGUCUCCAGUUGGUCCAAAAUGCUGCAGAGCAGCUGCCAACUGGAGGACGUAAGAGGAACACAUCACUCCCAUCCUGACCUCCUCCACUGGUGACCUGUGACCUUUAGAGUCCAUUUUAAAGCUAUAGUGCGUAACUUCGGUCGCCCUCUAGCGGAAUUCUGCGUUCUUACAACAAUAAAGUCGGCGCUUCCACAUGACGUACACCCCGGUGUCCCCCCCCCCCCCCCCCCCCUCCCCCCCUCCCCCCAAUCUGCCACAGUGAUUCGCAUUUCCACAGCGCCAAUCACCGUUGGAAACGGUUUUUAUUGUGUGUGAAUAAGGACAGCUGGUGAAAAAAAGACGGACUCUUCCGAAGAGGUAAUUAUUGUUUUGUUUUUUUUUGCCACAGAAAUGCAAAUAGCUUAUUACAAACGGGAGACAAGGUGCCUGCUAAUUUGUACCUGACAAGUUUGCCUUCUCCGUCGGUCACUUUCCUUCUCCCAACCGUCCAGGCUUUUUUUCUGGUGGUAGGAUACACUCCAGGACUCUCUCUCGGCCGGUUCUUUGGAUUAUCCGCCAUGCCGCUUCCUCAUUCUGCCUGAGCUGAGCCUGUUGCUAUGAGACGCUCUGCGCAUCCUCCCCCUCCCUUCUUGUUGUGACGUAAAAUGCGUAAUUUCCUGCUCGCCAGCGCGGGAAUGUCGCCG